Messenger RNA from Nerophis lumbriciformis (worm pipefish), 399 nucleotides. NCBI's taxonomy places the organism in Eukaryota, Metazoa, Chordata, Actinopteri, Syngnathiformes, Syngnathidae. The record is from RefSeq and is a predicted model, not a curated record.
AUGAUCUGGGUGCUCUGGGCCACCUUGCUGGGCACCGCCAGGGCGGUGCUUCUUACUCUGCGUGGUGCUAGUUCGGCCGAUCCAACGCCACCGCCACGCUGGGUGCUAGUCGCCGAGAGCAGACCGCUACAAGACCAUCGAUUCGAGCUUGGUCGCGAUGGCUUGAUACUCGGCCGCGAUCCCGAAAGCUGUCAGUUGAUCUAUGCCGAAGAGACCGUCUCGCGCCGCCACGCCCAAUUCCGACCGAGCGACCACGGCGUCGAAGUCACCAACCUCUCGGCCACUAACCGAACAUACGUCAACGGCGAGCCGGUGUCACGCACCGUCAUCCACGCCGGUGACUCGAUUCGAAUCCACGACCUCGAGCUACGGCUAGUCGACGAAGCCGUCCCCGGCUAG